This is a messenger RNA of Exaiptasia diaphana, 2153 nucleotides long. RefSeq lists its product as uncharacterized. NCBI's taxonomy places the organism in Eukaryota, Metazoa, Cnidaria, Anthozoa, Actiniaria, Aiptasiidae. Bases 214 to 1302 code for a protein of 362 amino acids. The record is from RefSeq and is a predicted model, not a curated record. The transcript has 2 exons.
GGGUCAUUGAAGAAAGGCGCUUUAACUUCCAAUUUAAUUGAUGCCCCAUCAGCACUAGCACUAAUGUAGAAUCCAACAGGAUCAUGAUCUAGCUUUUUUCCAUUCCAGGAGGUACUGAUGGCAAGCUUAAUAACCUACAUUUUGAACAUGUGACAAUUAUAUAGUCAAAGUCUUCUGAAAUCAGAGAGUAUCCUGAAAACAUUUGCUAGUGUGAUGUAUGGUAUCCCAUUUUCAGGAACAGCCGUAAGACGAUCAAGGCAAUGGGUGGCUAACAGCAUUUGGUCUUUGAUUCUGAUGUCUGGAACAUGGUGUUCUUUUGGUUUCCAUUUGUACUGUAUCAAGACAUUUUGGAGGGGAAAGUUCAAGCCCCAAAUACCCAUCGAAACUUUGAUUCUUCUUAUCCCUCUCACUCUGUCAGGAGCUAUGUCAUUCACUGUGAUGGUUUGGUAUUUUUAUAACCCGCGCAAUAACUUCAGUCACUCAAAAACAAGACUUGUACCACAUUUUGAAUACAUGCCAGAGGGACACCAGAAAGAUGUUGGACCAGAAAGCAAUGACUGGAAAUACGUCAACAUAUUUUUGUUUUUUGGAAUUGUGAGCGUUGUGCUUGUUUUAUAUGUAGCCUUUGAUUUGAAUGUGUUUUUUGACUUUGCUGGUCUUCAUGAUUUCACUGCUCAUAUUCAUGACUUGUGGUUGUGUUUGUACUAUUUUUCUGUGUCCAUGAUAUACUGGGGUUUUAUCAGUGUAGUUGUUGCAUGUUGUAUUUUUUAUAUUUGCUGCCGUGAUAUUGUGCGUCACAUUGAGCAUACAGAGAAAAUUAUUCUCAAGAAGGCAAACAAUUACCUCCUUGCAAGGCACUAUCAUGAUUCUUUACUUACGUAUACUGACAGCAUUAUGAGUGCAACAAAACUAUGGUUUGGUAUCCAUAGUUUAUUUUUCAUGUUCAUCAUUAUUUCAGUUGCUUUUGAGUGGAUUACAGCAUUUUCUGGCAAGAAACAUUAUGAGAACAUUGCAAUUAUCAUUCUUUCACAAUCUGUUGGCUCAUUCCUCAUUGCAUUCAAAUUUGCUUUCCCUAUCCUUGCGGCAAGUAGAGUAACAGCCAGGUUUGAAAAGAUGUACCGUGUCAUCAAUAGAAACUGGAAGCCUGACAAAAUGCCAGAGGUUAAUGUAUUUAUGAAUUACUGCUGUCGCUGUGAGGCAGGUUUUACUUUAUUUGGUGUGAAAAUGACAGCUCAGUUGGCUUUGAUUUCUUUGCUGUCAUGUUUUGUGGGCUUCUUUAAGUUGUACAGAAAAGUUUCCUAGGUAUAUCUAAAGACACAAGUUUUAUUUCAUUUUGAAUUAUUUUCUACCAUCUUAGAGAUCACCUCAUAUGAGAGCUUACAGCAGUGAAAAUUGUUGCAUCCUGACUUAUUCAUUUCAAAGUUGUUUUGAUUUUGUUCUUUACUUCGAGGCAGAGCUUUUUGUGAAGUUGUUCAGUCAUUGGCUGAUUUGCAGCAAGCUCCACCCCAAAGUCACAGAAAAACCUCAAUCCUAGCGAUUUCUUUUGAUCCUUGAAGUCACAAUGCAACAGCUUCUGCUGUAAUCUUUGAUGAAUUACUUUGGAAUAAAAAAAUUAAGUGAUAUCUAAUUAUAAAUAUUUUUAAUAUGAAAAAAUACAAUUACAAUUUUAUGAAUCAUGAUUAUCAUGAUAUGCCAUUUAAUGAAAAAAUAUGCAAAUAUAUCAUCUUUGAUAUGGCCCUGAUAGAACACUUGAUCAAUUAGCAUGUACUAAUUAAAAGAAGAUCACUCAUUCAUUGGAUAAUUUUCUAUUCAUCAGUGAUGACAUUUUUGUAUUCAGUUGCAUGCUUAAUUUUGAGGGAUUUUUUUUUUAUUUUUAUUUCUAUUAGGUUUAGUACUCUUCUUCUUGUCAGACUGUUUAGAUUAUAAAAUUCCUCAAAAACUAACUUUUGAUCCGAGAUUUAUUCCCCCAAAUGAUUCUUCCAACAUCUUUCAAUCGUUAUGUAGGUAUUUCUUAAAUCAUCGGUGCAUUUUUUAACAAUUUUUUAAUGCAAUUCCUUGAACAUACGAGAGUGCGAGCUUCUCACUCAAUUGAGUAUAAAAUUAUACAGGCCUCACAAAGUUAUUUUAAUAAAUUAUUAUUUUUUUUUAAAUAA